Anopheles marshallii is the source of this 4623-nucleotide messenger RNA. It is a transcript of the gene pns, whose product is annotated as DENN domain-containing protein 5B. The record is from RefSeq and is a predicted model, not a curated record. NCBI's taxonomy places the organism in Eukaryota, Metazoa, Arthropoda, Insecta, Diptera, Culicidae. The transcript has 13 exons. Bases 1 to 4623 code for a protein of 1540 amino acids. Gene Ontology annotation, molecular function: guanyl-nucleotide exchange factor activity; small GTPase binding.
AUGUGUGAUAAAUCAAACGGUCACGGUAUGGCCGACGGUAGUGUUGGUGGUCGCAAUAUAACAAUCGAAGCUGGUACGAAUAAUGGCGGAACGUCGGCGGAAUCGGUCAGAAGUCUCACCGAAUCGCCCGGCCCUGGCGGCCAACGUUUGGGGCAGAAUGACAUCGUACAGCAGCAGUUUACACGCUUUGCAGAUUAUUUCGUAAUCUGCGGAUUGGAUCUGGAUUCCGGGCUGGAGCCGGAUUUAUUUGCAGGUGACAGUCUCCAUUGCUCACCGCUAGACAGCGCGUACAAAAGCAAACCGCUCGGCCAUUAUCCGGAGCACGUCGCGUGGAAUCCGUUCGAUGCGCACGGCAUCUGUAUGCUGUCCCUGCCGCAAGGUUUGCGCUUUCGCACCCAAAAGCACAACAUCGAGCCGCGGUUCCACGCGUUCGCGACGACGCGCGAGGACGGCAAGCGGUGCUACGGCUUUAGCUUGGUGUUCUACGAGGAAGUGCGCAACCGUCAGAUAUGUAGCGCCAUGCACACGCUCCAGUCGAUGUUCAUUACGGAAAUAUCCAGCUCGCAGCAGCCACCGCCGGGUACGCUGAGGCGCGUAAAGGAAAGCCCCGUCAGCCGGUCCCUGCCCAGACACUUUAAAAUAGCCGCCCAAGCGCCGGCAUCCGCGCUCAGCUACUAUGACGUCACGAAGGAUAAGCUGUACGUGGCCAAGAGCCUGUCGCUCGUCUGUCAGGUGCCGUACGCGCACGUGGCGGAACUAUUUCUGCAGAAUCUCUAUCGUUGUCUUCCGCGACAUCCCGGUUCCCGGCUAAGUCUGGAAAGCUACGUGUACAACAUCCUGUACGAGGUGUCGACACCGCCGCCGGGAAAAUCGAUACGAAUAUACAUACCCCCGGAAGAACCCCACCUACCUCCCAUCGCCACCAUACUGCAGCGACCGGCGCAGAAAGACGAGCUACCCUUCAUGGAUUUCCCAUUGCGGCUGUUAUUUACCUAUCUCGGUGUCGAGUGUGUCAUCCAGCUGUUCACGUGCGUGCUGCUCGAAAGCCAAGUGUUGCUCCGCUCGUCGGACUAUCAAAAGCUAACGAUCGUGGCCGAGUGCAUCACGUCGCUGCUGUUCCCCUUCCAGUGGCCGCACGUGUACGCCCCAAUACUGCCCGCCUCGCUGCACCACUUCCUCGACGCACCGGUCCCGUUCGUGAUGGGGCUGCAUGCCGACUGUGACAGCAGCGUACGGAUCGGCAGCGAGGCGAACCUGUGCUAUGUGGACAUCGACAAGAAAUCGGUACAGCUGCCCGAGGAGCUACCCUCCUUCCCGUACCGGCACGAUUUCAUCUCGGAAAUCACGGCCGUGCUCGAUAAGUAUGCGGUGCCGCGCGACCGUUCACUCGAUCCGCCUAGCAUACUCAGCCCAAAGAAUCUCCUCAAGGACCAUGACAUGAUGACGGCGAGCUGUACGCUGCCGUCCGGGAUGCACGUACGCCGGAAGCAUUCGCUGCACGAUCUGCUCGACUGGGAUCGGCCGAACUCGCCCGAUAUGCCACUGCCCGCGACAGCCGUACCGGCACGCCCGGACGUUCGGCAAAGGAUCGUCGAUAUUGUGCGACGCAGCGGUGGCGAUGAGGUGGACAGCAGUGGGGGACCGAACGAGGUUAUGCCGAGUGCCAAGCAGAAGCAGCCGCUCUCGACGCUCGAGCAGUACUAUGAAGAUCUGAGACUGAACAAUGCACUGCGCGAAAUAUUCCUCAACCGGUUCGUGCAGAUGUUUGCUGCGUACGAGCAUUUCGUUAUACUUCCAAAUCAGAGCAAAGAUGAAUGGUUGACGAACAGAGAGUCGUUACACAACUUCGACAAAGCGUCGUUUCUUUCGGACCAACCCCAGCACCAUCGCCCGUUCCUGUCCCGCUUUCUCGAGAGCCAAAUGUUUGCCACGCUGAUCGAUAACAAAAUCAUGCUCUCGUGGGGUGACGAUCUGAACGGAUGUCAGCUGGUGGACAGCUUGAACGGCGACAUGGAGUACAGUUUGAAGCUGUUCGAUUCAAGGAUAAAAAUUUUACGUAAACGGUACGGUGGCGAAAGUAUGAUCCGUACCGCCAACUAUGAACCAUGUAUACUAGCCCGAGAAACGCAAAAGUUGCUGGACAAACGGUUGCAGGCAGUUGACAUGGAGGUGGCGCCACCGAGUGAAAUCCUGGACAAGCGGCCACCCUAUUACCGGAGCUUCCCGCUGCUGGAGAAAUCCGUCCUCAACCAAGAAUGCGUCUCGAGAGGCAACAGUUUGCGACGGGUGAAAAAUGGCAGCACGAAAUGGAAGGUGAAAGAGAUUUCCCUCGAUGGUGGUGCAUCAAAUGUGUCUGGGCUGUCGAAAGAUGCGGAUGGGAAUAAAUCUAAUCGUAACUCGGCCAACCUGUCCGGUGCCGAAAUUAGUCCGGCUCUGCUGGCACAAGCGAACUGGACAUUCGUUGAAAAACUUUUAAAGGACAUCAAGAGCAAAACGAAACGUAUGCUGCUGGAAAAAAUGGGCACGGAGGCAAUAGAGCUGGGUCUUAGUGGGGAAGCGUCAGUUACGGGUGUGGAGGAGAACACAAUGAUUGCCUCAUUGUGCGAUCUACUGGAGAAAGUAUGGUCACAUGGGCUUAUCAGCAAGCAGGGUAAAUCGGCCCUCUGGACCCACCUGGCAGCGUAUCUGGAGAUAAAGGAUUGUCAAAACCCGGGCAAACAUCAGAUGGAAAACAGCUAUCUCACCCCAGAAAAAGCACGCAGUAACUCCGAAACGCGCUAUCGCACUGUGAAGCCACCGAAAAGCGGCGGCACCACGGGUGGCUUUAAGUAUCACACUACCAUUGCGCACAAAAUACGUCGCCUGCAGGGCAUCGGGGGUAGCAACAACGGUGGCCGGGUGGCCACGGGUAGCGGCACGCUGUUGUACUCGGCACCAUCAUCAUCGGCGGACACGGUACCAACGUCGCCGGGUCGCUUUACUAACUUUAUGUUGUCCGAUGUCGUUGCUUCUUUUGUCGGUAUGCGUAAUGGGUCGGUAGCUAACCUGUUUGCCACGCGCAGUCACUGCGAUCUUUCAUCUUUAGCCAUCGAACCGCAACUUCCACCGCCUUCCCCUACCCGUGGCCGGUCCAAAUCUCGGGAACGUAAAAGUCUUGGUCCCGAGCAGUUGCGGCCACUUCCGGAAUCGCUAGAAUUUGACAUCCGCAACAUUUUAGCGAUGACGGACAUUAAAACGCACAUCGGAUACGCCCGAGCCUGGGUACGGUUGGCGCUGGAAAAGAAGGUACUGUCCCGUCACCUGCGAACGUUGCUUUCGGAUGCCGCACUGUUGCGCCAGCUCUACAAACGGUCCGCAUUCGUACGGUGCGAUGACGAGGUGGAACAGUUCCUGUACCAUUUGCUUACGCUGAAUGCGGUUGAUUAUUUCUGCUUCACCAACACUUACCCGACAACGAAGCUGCCGUACCGUGUGGUUAUAUUCCCUUCGAAGAAAUCUAGCGCUGCUACGACAUCGGCAAACGUUUGGAUAGCGAUAUCGGGCAGCCUGGGUGAAACGCAAAUCAUCAACGUACCGCGACAUUCGCUAGAGUUUGUGUUUCAUCAUAAAACCCUCGGCAUCUUAACGUCCUUACGGAUUGGGCAUGAUGAUACGGGAAUGUCAUCGAAGUGGCUGGUAGAGCAUGUAGUUAUAAGAAACGAAGUUACGGGACAUACUUACAAAUUUCCAUGCGGUCGAUGGCUUGGUCGUGGGAUCGAUGAUGGUUCAAUAGAAAGGUUGCUGAUCGGUCAGCUUGUGCCGCGUACCGUGGACAGCGAAGAGCUGGUAGAGGCGUGCCGGACACCGCCCCGUACCCGUAGCCCCAGCAUACAGCGGCCGGAGGUACGCCCGUCCGACAUACAGCACAUGCUGGGUGAUUGCGUGAACGCGAUCGUAAAGUGGCAUUACCGGCCGAGCAGGGAUCGGGACGCCAGCUCACUAACGAACCUGCUGUGCGGUGAGAAUGGGCUGGUCAAGUGUCUCGAGCAGGCCUUCCUGUGUGGGUUCCGCUCGUCCCGUCUGUUCGGCCGUAACUUCUACCUUUGGGACUACUUCGUGCGGGUGAAGGAACAGUUCGAGAUAUGCUUGGUGGAGGAAUCGGUGGAAACGGUGCGCGGUGGUGGUGCCACCGGUUCGCCACCGACCAGUGGUUCGAGCCCCGAAUCCCCACCGCAGGGUACGAGUCUCGGUGGGAGCCAUCAUCUGGGUGGCACCGGCAACGGUGGUGGAGGUGGUGGUGGCAAUGUUGCUGGUGUCGCUCUCUCGCCCGUCGCGCGGCAGGAACUGUCAGCCGUGUGGCACUGCUACUGUCACCUGAUGGACGAGAUCAAUAACGUAAAGCAAACGUUGGGCAAGGAUGGUCGGUUCCAAUUGUUUAUCUGUUUGAGUUUGAGAGAACAUCUCCUGCACCGGAUGCUGGUGCCGAUGGCGUAUACACGCGUGACGGCCGAGAUGUACGAGGAGCAGAGCUUCAUGCGAAAGAAGGGACUGCUGACAUUCCUGCGUCAAAUAUUGGAACCUUUGGACGAGUUUCACAUAGUGCUGGAAAACUCAAUUACCCAAGGUAUCGGAUCUCACUGUUAG